Magnolia sinica is the source of this 1266-nucleotide messenger RNA. RefSeq names its product peroxisomal membrane protein 13-like. The record is from RefSeq and is a predicted model, not a curated record. Gene Ontology annotation, cellular component: peroxisome; peroxisomal membrane; peroxisomal importomer complex. The transcript has 5 exons. NCBI's taxonomy places the organism in Eukaryota, Viridiplantae, Streptophyta, Magnoliopsida, Magnoliales, Magnoliaceae. Gene Ontology annotation, biological process: protein import into peroxisome matrix, docking. The coding region runs from base 91 to 861 and encodes 256 amino acids.
CUCUCUCUCUCUCUCUCUCUCUCUCUCUCUCUCUCUCUCUCUCAUGGCGAGACAAUGUUGAUGUGAUCUGGUCCGUUUAUCUGCGUUUCCAUGGCACCUAGACGCCGGCAACAACCACCAGGGAAUACCCCGUCUGGUCCUAGUCCUUAUAAGCCUCCAUCUGCUGAUGGUAGCACAAGUAAUGUUGUUGAGGCAUCGGGGGCUGCAAAUCAUGGAGAGAGUGUUUCUACUACUCCGAGAAAUGGUACUGUAAAUAGAAAUGCACUUGGCAGGCCUCUACCCACAAGGAAUUGGGAGCGGAAUUAUAUAAACAACUAUGGGGGUUAUGGUGGAUUUCGAGGACCUUAUGGAGGCCGUCUCUAUGGUAAUAACAUGUAUAGAGGCCCGCCAUAUACAGGUUAUGGGAUGUAUGGAACUGGAAUGUAUAACAAUGGAUAUGGGGGCCCGGUGGGUGGUUAUCAUGGGAUGAGCAUGGGUGGUCAAAAUGGUGAUCAAGAUCCAAAUAAUCCGUCUGACCCUCCACCACCAGGCUUUUGGAUGUCCUUUCUUGGAGUGGUGCGAGGUGCUGUCAUGUUCCUCGGUCGGAUUUCAAUCCUCAUUGAUCAGAACACCCAGGCCUUCCAUAUGCUCAUGUCAGCUCUCCUUCAGGUCUUUGAUACUUCUGGAAUAUUAUAUGGUGAGCUUGCAAGCUUUGUAUUCAGACUGCUAGGGAUCAUGCCAAUGGUCAAUAAAGCCCGACAACUGCAACCUGGUGCACCUUCUGGUACCAAUUUGCGGAAUCAAAACAACAUCAAGUGGCCAAAGACUGCCAGCAACCCAUGGGACAAUAUUUGGGGGGACGGUUGCAGUAGAGAGAAGUGAUCAUUGUCUAUAAUAGAUUUGAAAGGAACAUCCAGGGAUGCAUGUACAGAGGUAUGAACAUAGCUGAUUUCAUAUGUGUUAGGCCUGCAUAGAGUUUGAAACCGUGAGAAGGAAAGAUUGGUGCGAAGGAAUGAUCUAGAUUUCUUUCCAGUGAUGCCAGCUUCUAGAGGUUACGUGUUUUCUACACCUUUUCAAUUGUUUGAUUGUUAGACAGGAGAUACAUGUUUUUUACACUUUUCAAUUGUUUGAUUGUUAGACAGGAGAUUCAUUUCUUCCCUAUACUUGGAAUAAAAGCUGAUUCUUUGAUUCUUCAGCUGCUUCUAUGCUCUGAUGCUGCUACCCAUAUCAGUAAUGUCUGAGAAGUGUUAUUACAAUAUUAUAAUGUCAGGUCGGAAUUUAGUACCA